Colletotrichum tamarilloi is the source of this 342-nucleotide messenger RNA. RefSeq lists its product as uncharacterized. NCBI's taxonomy places the organism in Eukaryota, Fungi, Ascomycota, Sordariomycetes, Glomerellales, Glomerellaceae. The transcript has a single exon. The record is from RefSeq and is a predicted model, not a curated record. Bases 1 to 342 code for a protein of 113 amino acids.
AUGGCGACAUCUAAUCCAUCAGAUGAGUUCACUAUACUCACCCCGAAUGCCAUGCUUGGCUACGGAUAUGACUCGAAUCAUUUUUGGUACGGUAUCAACAAGUACAAGCCCAGCGCCAUAAUUGUCGACAGCGGCUCCACCGAUGGCGGGCCGUAUAAGCUCGGCAUGGGCAAGAUGACGUGCGGCCGCGGCUCCUACACGCGAGACCUCGAGCCCAUUCUCGCAGCAUGUUAUCACCAUAAGAUCAAAGUCCUGAUUGGCUCUGCCGGAGGUGACGGCAGCAACAAGCAUGUUGCUGAGAUGCUCGAUCUGGUCAAGGAAAUCACGGAAAGUAACGGAUAA